This is a messenger RNA of Pseudomyrmex gracilis, 546 nucleotides long. RefSeq lists its product as uncharacterized. The transcript has a single exon. The record is from RefSeq and is a predicted model, not a curated record. Bases 1 to 546 code for a protein of 181 amino acids. Lineage: Eukaryota; Metazoa; Arthropoda; Insecta; Hymenoptera; Formicidae.
AUGUAUGGUGCCCCGGUGUGGCACCGGGAGAUUGGCGUGGGCCGUGCGGCCGCUCCGUUGGCAGCGGUCCAGCGCCUUGUGGGAAGCCGAGUUGUGCGGGCGUAUCGUACCACGGCCUUGGAGUUUGUCCGUGUGCUUGCACGGAUACCACCUGUCGACCUGCUGGCGGAUGAGUACGUGGAAGUGUACGCCGCCAGACAGGCAGCCUUGGGACGUGCGCGCGAAACCGGCCGUGACCUAAAUCCGGAGGAAAUUCGGCAGACGCGGUUGACGGCGCGCAAGAGAACGAUGCUGCGGUGGCAGCGACGUCUGGAGGAUCCGCUCCUCCCAGGACAAAGGGUCCGGAAAGCGGUGGGCCUAGUUCUACAGGACUGGAUGGAGCGCCCUUACCUGUGUAUAACUUUCAGGUCUACACAGGUAGUCACAAGGCACGGUGUAUUCGGGGCCUUUCUGCACCGAAUUGGUAGGGUGCCUACUCCAGAGUGUGAGCACUGCGAAGUCGCGGUCGAUACUGCGGCUCACACUCUGGAGAAGUUCACCAAAUGA